AUGAACGGCGCCAUGCGUAGCCCCGUCAAGGCACCAUCUCGGCUGUCCGAUAGACCCUCGUCACGACUGAGUGUGGAUGAUGACUCCUCGUCGUAUGGACGGCCAUCGGACUUCCGCCGGCCGCUCUCGUCGGAGACUCAAGACUUGAAGGAUCAGAUCAAAAGUCUAGAGAAGCAGCUUCUGGACCGAGAUAAGCAGCUCGAUGAGCAGUCGGGGACUUUGACCGAGUUCCAAAAGACAUUGGAGGAGAUGGAGGGAUCGGAGGGUCAGUCGCUCCGUACACAGCUACGCGAACGCAACGAGCGGAUUAACCAAUUAACGGCGGAAUUCGACGUCCACCGCGCAGACUUCAGAAGCACCCUCGAUACAUUGGAGAUCGCAGCCUCCGAAACAGAACGCGUUUACGAACAGCGUAUCGACGAGAUUAUGCAGCAGAAUAAAGAACUGCUGGACCGCGGCGAAGAUGUCGAGGUUGUUGCGCAGCAGCUCAAGCAGUUGGAAGAGCUUGUUUCGGAGUUAGAGGAAGGCCUCGAGGACGCUCGGCGUGGAGAGGCCGAGGCUCGGGCCGAAGUCGAGUUCCUCCGCGGUGAAGUUGAACGCACCAAGUUGGAGCUGAAGAAGGAGCGUGAUCACUCUGUCGCUGCGCUGAAAGAUGCACAUGCUGCCGCUGACGGACCUCGAAGCAGUAGUGAAUUGGACCAGAAGGAUGAUGAGAUUCGAGGACUCAAGGCCAUCAUUCAUUCAUUGAGUCGCGGAAACCCCAGCGCGGCAGGUUUGGGACAGAACGGCUCUGCAGAUCAUGAUCAUAAUCCGGAGCACGUUAGUCAGCUCGAGAUUCGACUGCAAGAGGUGGAAGAAACUACAAACCGCAAAGACAAUCGGAUCGAAGAGCUAGAGCGUCAACUUCAAGAAAUGCACCUGCAGUCUGGUAGUCGUCGCCGCAGCUCUACCAUCACUCUUUCACCAAAGCAACACAGGACCUCGCACUCUGCGGGUAAUAUCUCCAAUCACUCAAACAACCCCAACCCCAACCCCAAUCCCAACCGUCUUUCUGACCGUACAGUGGUCCCGACCGACUGGCACGAUGCUCCUUCGGAGCCCCGCCACCACCGCGGUAUCUCCAACUCUUCUCUAUCGCGACUGGAGACCAUGCAUGAAUCUGAACGCUCUUCCGACGAGGACACCAUGUGGUGCGAGAUCUGUGAAACAGGCGGCCAUGACAUCCUAAACUGCACCAGCAUGUUCGGCUCUGGCCAGAACGCCAAGAACCUCAAACAUGAUGCUGCCGAUGAACUUUCCGAUGAACACCCAGUUGAGAAGACCGAACCCCUCCAGACCAAAGCCUCAUCCAUUAAUUCCGAUACCCCCCUGCACUAA
Messenger RNA from Penicillium crustosum, 1377 nucleotides. RefSeq lists its product as uncharacterized. The transcript has a single exon. The record is from RefSeq and is a predicted model, not a curated record. The coding region runs from base 1 to 1377 and encodes 458 amino acids. Lineage: Eukaryota; Fungi; Ascomycota; Eurotiomycetes; Eurotiales; Aspergillaceae.